Molecule: messenger RNA, 771 nt
Organism: Kluyveromyces lactis
Lineage: Eukaryota; Fungi; Ascomycota; Saccharomycetes; Saccharomycetales; Saccharomycetaceae
Gene: DAT1
Product: Dat1p
Exons: 1
Coding region: 1-771 (256 amino acids)
Source: RefSeq, a predicted model, not a curated record
AUGGCAAAAAAACUGAGUGAUGGACGGAAACCUGGGAGUGGACGUAAACCUGGACGAGCCAAGACUUUGGCAGAAGGGCGGAAGCCCGGCAGUGGGCGCAAGAAGGGGUCUAAGAACCUUGGAAUCAGUAAUGGGGCUGUUAAUGCUACUGGUAGUGGGACGCGCCGCUCACGUAGCUCGUCACAGCACUACGGGAUGGACCACUCAUCGUCGUCUGCCUCUUCCCCAACUAUAGCUAUGGCUACUUCUUUGCUGCUUCAACAGCAGCAACAGUUUCAUAACGGGCAGGCUCACUAUGCUGCUCCGCACCGUAUAAUGAAACGGGGCACAGCGGAUAGCGCAAAUUCGAGUUCUAAUUCAAGCUCGAAUUCAGAUCCAGUAUCGAAACGAGAUAGAGAACUUAUCGACGCCUUGAACAAGCUCUCACGUUGCAAAUCACCUCCACAGUCGCCUGAUCCAAUGCAGACGGCUAAAUUACCCAUGCUCUCGUCGUUCUGGGGUUCGGUGGAUGUCCCACUGCGACAAGAACAUGAGCAACAGCUUCAGCAUCAACUCCAACUCCAGCUGCAGCUCCAACACCAACUGCAAUUGCAACACCAGCACCAACAGAUACAUUCACAACAAAACUCACUUAAUAGUAACAACUCUCACCAGCAGAUUCCAGGUGUCAUGUGGCCCAAUACGCCGCCGCCUCAAGUCGCUAGUUCUUCUUCAUCAUUGCACCAGAACAACCCUUCAGCUCAUCCUUCUGACUUAAACUCUUCUCACUGA